Anarrhichthys ocellatus (wolf-eel) is the source of this 1146-nucleotide messenger RNA. RefSeq names its product corticotropin releasing hormone b (gene crhb). The record is from RefSeq and is a predicted model, not a curated record. Gene Ontology annotation, cellular component: extracellular region. The coding region runs from base 212 to 724 and encodes 170 amino acids. The transcript is spliced from 2 exons. NCBI's taxonomy places the organism in Eukaryota, Metazoa, Chordata, Actinopteri, Perciformes, Anarhichadidae. Gene Ontology annotation, molecular function: hormone activity.
CCAAGCAAGAACGCGCAGACUCAAUCUCAGUUUGGAGCGCGACACUUGUGAGGGUGGCUAUAUAAAUCCAUUCAGCAUCUACUCUUUAAGUAACUGUGUACUUGUUUCUUCAGAGAAGUGAAGGAGGGAGGCAUCUCGCCAACUACCUGGCAAACUACAAGGCUGUACUGGACCUCCUCUAAAGAUUGAAGAUUUCUGUUGAUAUCCUGACAUGAAGCUCAAUUUAUUUGGCACCACCGUGAUUCUGCUAGUUGCCUUCUUACCGCUCUACGAAUGUCGGGCUAUUGAGAACCCUGGCGGUGCCCUGCGCGUCCCAGCUCCCCAAACCCAAAACUCCCAGCAGCAGCAGCAGCAGCAGUCUGGCCCCAUCCUGGAGCGACUCGGAGAGGAGUAUUUCAUCCGACUGGGCAAUGGGGACACUAACUCUUUCCCAUCAUCGUCCAUGUAUCCCGGCGGAUCACCUGCCAUCUACAACAGAGCAUUGCAACUCCAGCUGACACGGCGUCUUUUACAAGGGAAAGUUGGAAACAUCAGGGCGCUCACAAGCGGCUUCGGAGACCGCGGGGACGAGUCGAUGGAGAGGGGAAGGAGGUCCGAGGACCCGCCGAUAUCCCUGGAUCUGACCUUCCACCUGCUGCGGGAGAUGAUGGAGAUGUCCAAGGCGGAACAGAUGGCUCAGCAAGCGCAAAAUAACAGAAGAAUGAUGGAGCUCUUCGGGAAAUGAAGACCUCUUUCCAUCCGCCAAAGAUCUCCCUUCUCUUUCUUUUCUUUUCUUUUUGUUGCAUUUUGACCAUCAGCACAAAACAUGCUCUGUACAAUAUAGUGCUGCUUUAUCACUCUAUUAUUUAUAGCUUUAACCUCAAACUGGAGCGUAAACGGGCUUGACUUAUAAUGAUCCGAUUGUACCGUGCCAUUUUAAUGUUGGUGUCAAAUAUGUAGAAUCACACGUUCUUCAUAUUUGAGAUGAAAUGCUUUUGGUUGAGACAUGAAAUACUGCAUUGAAAAAAAUGGCGUUUUGUUUUAAAUUAUGAAUCCUUGUAUUUAUGAUAUUUAUGUUUGUUAAUAAACUUAUGUGCAACCAGUCAUUUUCUGUUGUGCAAGAGAACAUCUUAUAUCUAUAUUUUGUAAUAAAAGUUUAAAAGCAAU